AUGGCGGCGCCGGCGGAGCUGCGGGCGCGGCUGGAGCGCGCGGGCCAGGGGCACCUGCUGCGCUUCUGGCCGGAGCUGGGCCCGGCGCAGCGCUCCGCGCUGCUGGCCGCGCUGGGGCCCGGCCUGGCCGAGCACUGCGCGCUGGCGGCGGCCGCGCGCGGGCGGGAGCGCGCCCCGCCGCGCCUGGACGGCCGCAUGGAGCCGCUGCCCGGCGCGCUGCUGGGCAGCGCCCGCCGCAGCGGCCCCGCCGCGCUGCAGCGCUGGGAGGCGGAAGGUUUCCACCAGAUCUCGCAGAACAAGGUGGCAGUGCUGCUGCUGGCUGGCGGGCAAGGAACUCGCCUGGGAGUGAGCUACCCGAAGGGCAUGUAUGAUGUGGGCUUGCCUAGUGGCAAGACCCUKUAUCAGCUCCAGGCGGAACGAAUCCGCAAAGUAGAGCAGCUCGCUGGCCAGCGGUACCACCGCAGGUGCAUCAUCCCUUGGUACAUUAUGACAAGCGAAUUUACCCUGGGGCCAACAGAAGAGUUUUUUGCAGAACACAACUACUUCAACCUGGAGAAGUCCAACGUGAUCAUGUUUGAACAGAGGAUGCUGCCAGCUGUCACCUUUGAUGGGAAGGCCAUCUUGGAGGAGAAAGGGAAAAUUGCAAUGGCUCCAGAUGGCAACGGCGGUUUGUAUCGUGCUUUGAUGGAUAACAAGAUCUUGGAUGACAUGAAAGAGCGUGGUAUCCAGUAUGUCCACGUGUACUGUGUGGACAACAUCCUCGUCAAAAUGGCAGAUCCGGUCUUCAUCGGCUUCUGUGUUUCCAAAGGGGCUGACUGCGGUGCUAAGGUGGUGGAGAAGGCCUAUCCCACGGAGCCCGUCGGGGUCGUGUGCCUUGUGGACGGGCUCUACCAGGUGGUGGAGUACAGCGAGAUCAGCCCGGAGACGGCGCAGCAGCGGAGCCCUGACGGGAGGCUGCUGUACAGCACGGGCAAUAUCUGCAACCAUUUCUUCACAGUCGACUUCCUGCAGACAGUGGCCCAGAAAUUUGAGCCCCAGCUGAAACAUCAUGUAGCCAUAAAGAAGGUGCCCUACAUUGACGAGGAGGGAAAUCUGGUAAAGCCGCUAAAACCGAACGGGAUAAAGCUGGAGAAGUUUGUGUUUGAUGUGUUCCAGUUCUCUAAGAAUUUUGUGGCAUUUGAAGUUGAGAGAGAAGAAGAGUUCUCCCCAUUAAAAAAUGCAGAUACAGCUGAGAAAGACACUCCUACCACAGCUCGGCAAUCCCUUCUGGCCCAGCAUUACCGSUGGGCUCGCAGUGCCGGGGCCACAUUUGUGGAUGAAAAUGGCUGCAGGAUACCAGAGAAAUUCAGUCUCUCAGGAACUGAAGAUCCUCCUGCUGUGUGUGAGAUUUCUCCAUUAGUGUCCUACUUUGGAGAGGGUCUGGAGGUGUACAUGAAGAAUAGAGAGUUCUGUUCUCCCUUUAUACUCAAUGAAAACAAAGCGGAAAUGCUAAGAAAUUAUUAAAUUCUCAAAUCUGAUGCAUAUCCAUUAUGAGAACUGACAAAAUUAGAAUGUCAGCUAUUAUUGUGCUAUGAGAAAUUGCUCUGUGUUCCUGGAUGGAUGCCAAAUCCUUGUAGCAGCUGUGUUUACACACGCUUGUAUCCGCCCCAGUGCUGUUUGGUAACUUUGAAGUCUGCAGAAGAGAUCGAGGCCUUUUUACCUCCAUCUGUUUUGGAGACUUAGAAUGAAUGAAGAUUAAAGCCUUCCAGAUACCGAACAGAUUUUAUAUCUUUUUUUUCUUUUGGUAUUGUUGUUUUUGCAUGUACAAAUAUAUGAAUCAGCCAAUCAGGACCUAAUCAAUCUGUUUUGCAUUCAAGAAGAUCAAAUCUCUGUAGUGCCUUGCUAGGUAUCUUAUUCACGGUGUGCUUUCUUUUUUUUUUUUAAGUUGGGAGCAGAGGGGAAGUGGGAUCAAUGUGAGGCCUUACGUUGAAGAGCAGGUUAGAAGAUCCAGUUCAGCAGUUUUAGCACUUUACAGAAGUGUUAGAUGUAGGUAGGGAUGCUGCCAUGCAAAGUGUUGCUUGAGAUGCAGACUCUAAAGCUGACAAAUCGCACUGUUAAAGCUCAGUGCUGGCACUCCAAGAAAACAGAAUAAAUACAGCUUAGAAGGAUUGCCCUUUACAGCUCCAAUGGCCUGUUUAUUUUAAAACAGGAUGAUAACAACUGAUUUUGUGGCAGCCCUCUGCUCUUCUAGUCUUAUGCCAAAAAUGAAUUAUACUUUUUUUUUUUUUCAAUGCUAUAUAUGGUAUCUCUAUCAGGGGACAUUCUAUAAGUGCCUGACAAUAGUAAGAGGAACAAAUCUGGAUGGUGAAAUUCAAUGCUUAACCAAAAGACAAGAAAAAAUAAUGAAAGGCUUAAUCCCGGCACAAGCAAUGUAAAUGAUGCAAGCACUAGCCUCUGCCUUUAUAGUUCCUGGGCUGGUAGUUUUCCAGCACUCUUUCACCUAUGGUUAUAGUUCUUUAGAUGCCUUUUUUUAAAGAUUUUUACUAACUCUAAGAUAAGAUAAGAAGCAGGUAACUGAGGAUGGUAAUUGUCAGAAYAAAUGAGCUACAGCCUGCCUGAGGGAUCCCGGGAUAGCCAUGAUACACGAAUUGAUCCUUCAUAGCUAGCACGCUGCCUCUGGUAGACCUGUCGCGUGGGCAGCUCUGCUGCAGAACCUGGGCUGAGUGUCAGCUCAUGGGCUGCCAAACUCUUCAGGUGCGUUGCUGGGGAGAACUUGGUCGAUGAGCAUACUAUACUCCUUCCAGAAAACCAGGAAUUAAAGAAGGCAGUGAGGAAGCUGCCUCAUCUGGGUAGUUGUGCUUCAUGCAUCUGCUUCUGCUGAGAAAUUGAUGCUCCUAUUAUGAGGCAUAAAUAUUUUAAAUAACUUGUAGUUUUCUGCAGUACUUGAUAUGAAGCCACGUUCCAAAUAUUGGUGAAGUUUAAAAAUAGCUUUGCGAGUAAUUGUACCUUGUAGGUAGGCUCCAGUUUUCUAAGGAAAGCAUCUGAAUGUCAGUGGCAGGAUUUUCAAGGAUAAGCAAUAUCUACAUAUAUACAAGUAAAUAGUCUUUUGUACCUGCAGAUCAGYGAAUUGCAGUUCAUUACCUCAUUGCACGUGCAACCAGUAAGUCUGAUUUUUAGUAAAAAUUAAGCCAUUGCAUUUGACACUCAAUUCYGUAAUGUCUGUUGCACAAUCUUUUUAUGGUCAUUCCAUUCUGGUCGGUCAAGUUGUAUAUAUGAGAAGAAAUCGCAUUGUAUCUUUGUUGCUAUUGCUUGUCAACUCAGGCACAGGAUUGUUUUAAAUUGCACUGUGCUAUAAAACAGCAUAUUUCU
This is a messenger RNA of Nothoprocta perdicaria, 3348 nucleotides long. It is a transcript of the gene UAP1L1, whose product is annotated as UDP-N-acetylglucosamine pyrophosphorylase 1 like 1. The coding region runs from base 1 to 1503 and encodes 500 amino acids. Gene Ontology annotation, molecular function: UDP-N-acetylglucosamine diphosphorylase activity. Lineage: Eukaryota; Metazoa; Chordata; Aves; Tinamiformes; Tinamidae. The record is from RefSeq and is a predicted model, not a curated record. The transcript is spliced from 9 exons. Gene Ontology annotation, biological process: UDP-N-acetylglucosamine biosynthetic process.